Molecule: messenger RNA, 4097 nt
Organism: Myiozetetes cayanensis
Lineage: Eukaryota; Metazoa; Chordata; Aves; Passeriformes; Tyrannidae
Gene: PLXDC1
Product: plexin domain containing 1
Exons: 14
Coding region: 1-1416 (471 amino acids)
Source: RefSeq, a predicted model, not a curated record
AUGCGCUGGGGGUCUCCUCCUGCUCCUGCUCUGCGGGCGCUGGGCGCAGGACGCCCCCCCGGGAGCGAAGGGCGACGGAGAGCUCGGGAUACGCCCGAGGGGACCCGGAUCAGCCAGGACCUGGGCGGGGGCAGCCUGGCCAUCGACACCCUGCCAGCCAACGAGACACGGAUCGUGGAGGACAACCACAGCUAUUACGUGUCGCGGGUGUUCGGCCCCGGCGAGGCCCAGAGGAAGGGGCUGUGGGUGGACAUGGCAGCCGCCAACGGGAGCCAAGCCAAGAUCCACGGGAUCCUCUCCAACACUCACCGCCAGGCCUCGAGGAUCAUCCUCUCCUUUGACUUCCCCUUCUACGGCCACCUCCUGCGGCAGGUCACGAUAGCGACGGGCGGUUUCAUCUUCGUGGGGGACGUGAUCCACCGCAUGCUCACGGCCACCCAGUACAUCGCCCCCCUCAUGGCCAACUUCAACCCCAGCUACUCCCGCAACUCCACCGUGCAGUACCUGGACAACGGGACGGUUUUUGUGGUGCAGUGGGACAAGGUGUAUCUGCAGGGGAAGGAGGACCUGGGCAGCUUCACCUUCCAGGCAGCCCUGCACAGCACCGGCAGGAUCGUCUUUGGCUACAAGGAGAUCCCAGUGCCAGUCCUGCAGAUCAGUGCCACCCAGCACCCCGUCAAGGCCGGGCUCUCUGAUGCCUUCAUGGUUCUCAACCCCUCUCCCGACGUGCCUGAGUCCCGGCGCCGGACCAUCUACGAGUACCACCGCGUGGAGCUGGACACCAGCAGGAUCAGCAGCCUGUCGGCCGUGGAGUUCACACCCCUGCCCACCUGUCUCCAGCACCAGAGCUGUGAAACGUGCGUGACCUCGGAGCUGACCUUCAACUGCAGCUGGUGUCACGUCCUGCAGAGGUGCUCCAGUGGCUUUGACCGGUACCGUGAGGAGUGGUUGUCCUAUGGCUGUGGCCAGUCAGAUGAGAAGACCUGUGAGGAUCUGGCAGAAGGCAGCCACUACUCAGCCCCUCCUGACAGCUCUUUGUCCCCUGGCAGCGAGGGCGUCACCCCCUCCCCGUCCUCGCUCUUCAUCGACAGCCUCACCACCGAAGACGACACGAAGCUCAAUCAGUUUUCAGGAGCAGAGGGCAUGGGGAGCAGCCUCCCUCCCAAGACAGCCCCGAUUCCCACCGGCACCAUCGUGGGGAUCGUCCUGGCCGUGCUGCUCGUGGCCGGGAUCAUCCUGGCUGGGAUCUACAUCAGCAGCCACCCCACCUCCAACGCCGCCCUCUUCUUCAUCGAGCGGAGGCCGCACCGCUGGCCUGCCAUGAAAUUCCGGAAUCACACCCACCACGCCAGCUACGCAGAGGUGGAAGCAGCCAGCCAGGAAAAGGAGGGAUUUGUGGAAGCAGAGCAGUGCUGAGCGAUCCCCCCCCCAUUCCAACCCCAACCUUGCAUCCCGGACCUCCCGUCGUCCCACGUGUCGGAACCUCCCGCGUUCCACCUGCGAAGAAACAGCGAGGAGAGGAGAAAAAAAAAGGAAAAAAAAGACCCAAAAUGGAGAGUUUUUCAAGGAAUUGGGCAGGGAAGAGGGAGGCUGGAUGUGCCUGGAUCCUCCUGGCAGCUCUGCCUCCAGCCUGGGUGUGGUGGGGGGGAAAGUGCAGCCAACUUUUUACCUUGCUCGAGCGGCAGGUUCUUGGGGAGCAAAAGAGAAGCUUUUUGGGGCACAGCGGCUCCGGAAUGCUCAGGAAUGUCGUGUUGGUGCCUCUUCCCUCUCCUGGAGUGCUUGGGAAGUAAAAUCAGGUGUGGUGGUGGCCUAGGAGGGGUAAGAUCAGCUCUCCAGGGCUCCUCUCCCAUCCUCUCACCCCCAUCUCUGUCCAUUUCCCCCCUUUGCCUCCUUUAAUCAACAUUUAAUUUUGUCUUCACGGCUCAGAAGCCUCAAGUCCUGGUUCUUCUCCACCACCUUGGAUCCAACUCUCCCUUCAGAGCAACACCUUCCACCCCCUCCUCUGGAGAAAAGGGCAUCCUGAUCUAUUUUAAGGACAAAACCCUGCAGAGGAGUCACCUCCAGGAUUUUCGUGAGCCAAUGGCUUUGAUGGCGCUUUUUGGCUUUUAAUUAGUUUGCUAAAUGACUAAUUAUGACCCUUCCCCUAAAGGAGACAGAGAGUAGGGGGGGGAAAAAAAUACCUGAGAUUCCUUCAAAAUUCAUCCUCAUGGCCACUGAUCCAGUGGGAACAGAGUGGGAAAAUCCAAGCUCACCCAUGGCCAUUUCAGAUAAAUAAGGAAUGCCUGGACACCCCAGAAGAUCUGAAAAUCCCCUUGCUAACAUCAAAUCUUUGAGUCAGUGGCAUUUUUUUCCCCUCAAUUUUCCCUGAUUUCCCUGAUUUUCAUCUUGUUCCAUCGUGUCUGUGAUGAGCCCCAGGAGUGGGUUUGGUUCCAGGUCCUGAGCCCCGAGGAAAGGUUUUCUCCUCCUCGGGGUUUUCUCCUCCCUCUGAGCCCUCAGAAUUUUGAGAUUAAACCUGCAAAAAACUGCUCUGCCCAAUUCCACAGGCAGGGCCCCAAAACUGGGUGUAAAGAAAGGGAGAAUCCACAGUUCAGGCUGAGGGAAAAUUUUGUUUCCCCCCCCACCCUAAAAAGCUGUUGGUUGAGGGGGCUUUUCCCAACACCCUUUUAAUUUUUUUUCAUUUUCUCCUGCUCCUCAGCUCUUUAUCCUGAUAAUCCUGUUUGGUGCAUAUUUGAUCCACUGGCUGCUUCAGCUGUCACUGGGGGUGUCACUGCCAAAGGCAGGGGCUGUCUAAUUGAUGUUUUCCUUCUCAUCUGCUGCAUUUCCAGGACUGUUGCAGAUAAAUUCGGAUCCUUGGUGCCAUUUAGACCCCAGAUUAGACUUUUCCUGGACCCUCAUCUAGUUUUUGCCCCAAAUCCGAUCUCCUUUCAAAAGGAAUUUUCUCUGCAUUUCACUCUUUUUCGAAUAGUUACAUUUUAACUGUUAAAUCAAAUGGUUUUAGGCCUUGGUUUUGCUGUUUUUCUGAACAUGAAUACGUGGUAACAGCAAGAUUUUGGUUCUUCCUCUUCCCCUGCAACCCCUAGAAAUGCUGGGAAGGAUCCAAGAAUCCUGAAAUGCUGCGAAUUUAAAGCAAAAACAGACUUUGUAAGUAGAGAGCAUCCAUAUAAAUGACUGCAGAAAGGAUCCUGGGAGGAUCCAGGAGAAAAUACAGAGAUUAAGGAAGGAUCCAGGUGGAAAAUAACACCAUCCAAGUGCCCUAACCCAGGAAUGGCUGAAGUGGGCUCUGUGAAACACCUGAACUUCAGGGAGAUGCCAAGUUCUGAGUGCCUGGGGUGAAAAAGGCUCUUUAUUUUUAAAUUAUUUUAAUUUUUCCCUUUAAGGAAAGCACCAAACCGAACCAGGCUCUUCCAUAGCCGUGCUCCAGAUGUUUGGUUUUCCUUCUCCAGAGGAACCCGCUUGGGGGGCACGGUCAGGUGGGGUUUUCCAGCUCCAAUUCAUCAUCUCCAAGACCUUGCAAAUGGGAAAUUUAUUGCCCAGCUGGCAUCUCCCACUGCCCAGCCUGGAGAUGCUGCGUCCUGAGGAGGGAAAUGGGAAUACUCAGUCCUGCCUUUCCCCACCCUGUGGCUGCUGGAAUUCCACCCUGGGGAAGCUCCUGAGGCAGCAGAGAAUAUUCCUGUAUAUUCUAAUCCCAUAAAACUCUUGGGAAAGACCCAAGGGGAACGUUGCCAGUGCCUGGAAGGAAGAGAAAAACAGCUCUUCCAUCACCAAGUCUGGUGGACUCUGGGAUUGUUUCAGUGUCCGUGGGUGUUGGGAGAACACAGAUUUGGGGGGUGUGGGAGGGAGGGAUUUGCUUCUGCUCCCAGGAAAAUUUGGGGGCUCAACCCCCCCCCCCCCAUUUUCAACAUAAAAAAAAAUUUAUUCUCUUAAUAACUAAAGGCCUAUUUUCCACAUACUUGAAUUUCCAGCCCAGUUGGACUAUUUCGAGGGACUAAAGGCACUUUAACUGUCUUUACUUUGUAUGAUACUUUACAGUGUAUUUGCUAUGGAUUAUCUGCAUGGAAUAGAGCCUGAAUAUGAAAUAAAACCUUCUUCCUUUUGGA